Messenger RNA from Triticum turgidum subsp. durum (durum wheat), 516 nucleotides. The record is from the annotation of a GenBank genome assembly. NCBI's taxonomy places the organism in Eukaryota, Viridiplantae, Streptophyta, Magnoliopsida, Poales, Poaceae.
AUGGCGAGCGGGGGCAUCAAGACGAUGGCCUCGGGCCUCCUCUUCCUGAACCUCAUCAUGUACGUCGUCGUCGCCGUCAUCGCCGGCUGGGCCGUCAACUACAGCAUCGAGGACAGUGCCCACUCACUGAGGGGCGCGUCGCCGCCGGUGCGGCUGUUCCCGGUCUACUUCCCGAUGGGCAACCUGGCGACGGGGUUCUUCGUCAUCUUCGCGCUCCUGGCCGGCGCGGUCGGCAUCUCCACCUCGCUCACCGGCCUGCGCGACGUCACCGAGGGCUACCCCGCCAGCAUGAUGUCCGCCGCCGCCUCCGCCCUCGUCACCUGGACCCUCACCCUCCUCGCCAUGGGACUCGCGUGCAAGGAGAUCAGCAUCGGCCUGAGGCCCCCCAGCCUGCGCGCGCUGGAGACGUUCACGAUCAUCCUGGCCGGAACGCAGCUGCUCUGCGUCGGGUCGCUGCACGCCGGGGCGAACGCGGCCAUCGUGCAGACGCCCAUGGGAGUCAGAGCACGGGUCUGA